AUGGAGCUUGUCAGAAUGCAAACUGAAAUCGAUAGUCGUCUGGGAUGCAGAGACAAUGCCAAUAUCCCAGUUGGUUUAUUCGCUACCCCUCGUUUCUUGUCGAAGAUAUUUGACAUGGUGGAAGAUCCAAACACGGAUUCGCUCGUAUCCUGGAGUUCAAACGGGGAGAGUUUUGUGAUCUGGGAUCAUAACCGGUUCGCUGCAGAGCUUCUUCCCAAGUACUUCAGGCACAGCAAUCUGGCAAGCUUCAUCUAUCAGCUCAACAACUAUGGGUUUCGAAAAGUUAACUCCGAGAGGCAUGAAUAUGAGAAUCAAUGGUUUAGGCCGGGGAAAAAGGAUUGGUUGAAAAGCAUCAGAAGUCGAGUUCAGAAACUGAAAAUGUUGCAGAAGAAUGGAUCAUUUACAGCACCUGUUACUGAAGAUUUGGAUGUGGUGAUGAAGAAAUUGAAGGCUGAACAGAUAGCUUUGAGGGCAGAGAUUCAGAAGCUGAAAGAACAGCAAGAGAACAUGCAAAAAGAGUUUGCCAGAGCUCAAGAAAUAUUGGAGAACAGUGAUGAUGAUGAGGAAAGGGUUAUCUCAAGUUUCUCUCUGGAAUUUCUCCAGCUGGUUAAGCGAAAAGCGGGGACCGAUAACGAUGGAGGGGGCUCUAGCUCUGGAUCUGGUAAGAAGAAGAAAGCAGUGGUAAUUCAACCAGAGUUGCAGUGUUUAGAUGAGGGGAAAAAGGAGGAGGAGGAGAAUGCAAGGAAUGCAGAGAAUUGUGCAUUUUGGAAGAAGAUAUUUGAGGAUGAUUCUGAUGCAGAGAAUGGAGGAGUGGAGCCAUUGAAAGACCCUAAGAUCAUGGUGGAACUUGAUGAUAUGAUGGCAUCCAAGAUUGCCAUGGAAGAAGGCCAAAGUUUGAUUUCCAAGGUUGCUGGUUUAGAAGGAGAGGAGGAUCAUGAGCCUCAUCUUCAGCUUUGGACAUAG
Molecule: messenger RNA, 963 nt
Organism: Ipomoea triloba (trilobed morning glory)
Lineage: Eukaryota; Viridiplantae; Streptophyta; Magnoliopsida; Solanales; Convolvulaceae
Product: heat stress transcription factor A-7b-like
Exons: 2
Coding region: 1-963 (320 amino acids)
Biological process (GO): regulation of transcription by RNA polymerase II
Cellular component (GO): nucleus
Molecular function (GO): DNA-binding transcription factor activity; RNA polymerase II cis-regulatory region sequence-specific DNA binding
Source: RefSeq, a predicted model, not a curated record